AGUAGUGAUUCUGAAACGUUCAUAUACUCAUCUUUCGAAUUUUCCCGGUUACCGCGACGUGAAGGAACACGUUGUUUUCUUGCGUAAUUAAAACGUGCGUUUUGUUCAACAUCAAACAUUUGUCCGAUCAACAAAAGAUACUAUUGAAGAAAUUGAGAGUACUUGUAUGCGGUAUUCACUGGGUUCCAUCAUUAACGAGUAUAUCAAUUGAUUUUUUAAAUUCUCGCGUGAAUAAAUCGAUUGGAACGAUAUCCAUUCGUCUUUCUUCUCUUAUUCUACUGAAAGUGUUACAAGAGACACAAAAAUUUCAAAGUGGAUCGCGAUUUCGAACUUUCUAUUGUUCACAUGAAAUCUGACGAGGAAAUGGGUAGGGAUAAAGCAUCUGGUGCUAUGCAGGCUAAUCAAACGCAUCAUUCGAAAAACAAAGGAGGAGAAAGUAGACGAAUGCUGGAUAUAACAAGAGACAAACCGAUAAAAGUGGCGGUGCGAGUCGUCGUGCCUGUGAGGGAUCAUCCUAAAUUCAACUUUGUUGGGAAACUUUUGGGUCCCAAAGGAAAUUCUCUGAAACGACUGCAGGAAGACACGAUGUGUAAAAUGGCAGUACUUGGAAGAGGAUCAAUGAAGGACAGACACAAGGAAGAAGAGUUACGAGCCAGUGGAGACCCCAAAUUCCAACAUCUCAGUGAAGAACUACACGUAGAAAUAAGUGCUUUCGCAACACCUGCAGAAGCACAUGCUAGAAUUGCCUAUGCAUUAGCAGAGGUUAGAAGAUUUUUGGUACCGGAUUACAAUGACGACAUAAGACAAGAGCAAAUGUGGGAAAUGCAGGUACUCUCUAAUCAAAAAAACAAUAAAAGUGACGAUUCAAAUGGAGGUGUCACACAAAAUGAGACAGGAGAAGAUAGAUUAAGCGAUGGAGAAACGGGAGAAGCCAAUAAUGCGUUUGGCGUUCAUUUGCAGAAUUCAAAAGACGACACUGAACAUCCAGCAAUGAGAGGUAUUCAAACAGGAAUUGCCCCUACAGCUAUCUCAACCGACAUAUUAGCUCCCAUAAAUGGUACAGCACAACAGUCACCAACAUCUGCUGAAGCAGGUGGUGCUUCCGUAUGUCCAGUAGCUGCUGCCGCUGCUUUGGGCACCCGCAAAAGGCCACUUUUGGCAGGAGGACCACGAACAUCAAUGACUCCUACUAAAAGAACAGUAAUGAGCCUCUUAGCUAGAGCACGAGCAGCACAAGCAAAACAGUUGCCUGGAGUUACUGGUACUACUGCAUUUGCAAGAGGAGUUUCUGUAUUUGACGAACGUGCACCAACCCUUGUUCCACUUCUAAGGGAGGAUUACAUGAGCGCAGUUAAUCUGAACCUAAUUUAAGAUCAACUUUCUCUUUGUACUGCUAAUCCUUAGAACAUUCUGUAGCAUUGUAAUGCAGUGGCUCAAGUGGAUCAUGAUUAUGAACUGGGUUUAUUUUCGUGUUAACUACAAGUAAAAUUAGAAAUAAUAUGUCCAAUUCAUGUUUUCUCUUAUUUAAUGAACAAGUUUUAGUAAUAAAUAUCGGAUAAAACAUUAAUGAAGAGGAUUGGUAGAGUAUUAUAUAAACUCCUGAAAUUACAAUAUUUUCGAUUUAAUCAUUAAGAAGUAUCACCUGAACCAGAAUAUGCUACAAAUGAUUUUUAAAUUUAUACACUAUUCGUUUUAGGACAGAAAAAAAGUAGAGGUAUUUACUGAUGUUGAAUUUAUUACUGAUAUGGAGAUAGUUUGUUUAUCUAUGUGUAAAAAAAAUAAUCAACAGCUAUCCAGAUAUAAACAGCGCAAAAGCGGCAAUAAAUAAAUGUAAUAAUUUCCGGAUUAUCAAUACAAUUAGUAAUUUGUGAUAGGCAUAAAAAUAAGUGAUUACUAUAAUUUUAUUCUCAAUGUACAAUAAUAUUAACAUUAUUAUUCAUUAAGUGGAUCCCGUUUACUCUAUUUAUUUGAUAUUAUUCUCAAACAUAUAGAAAUAUUGAAGUUGCAUACAAUUGCUGGCGUUUGAAAUAUCUCAAAUAAUGGAUCAUCCUCAAUCGUUAAAAAAUGGCUAUAUACGCAAAAUAUUAGGAAAUAAUAUGGCAUUCUCAUGAAUUUAACCAUAAUGCACUUUGAAAAUCAUGUUCAACCUUUUAAUAUAUUCACUUAUGUAGUUAUAUUACAAUAGCUUCAAAUUUAGUUGUAAGCUUUAAUGAACUGAGAUAAAUUCGUCCUUUAUAAUCCUAGUUCUUCUAGAAAUUCAUAGAAGCUCUCGUAAGUCAUUGUAUAAUUGAUAUCACACAUUAUUAAUGACUACAACAAUCAACCUCUCCAUGGUGAAAGUACGAAGCUAAUGCAAAAUUAAGUUCAACAUUCAAGAAAGUUUUUGCAAAUAAAUAUUUGAAUAUUCUUCUAUUUCAAAUUUAAUUGUAAUUUUAAAAUUUUAGAUAUUCAUAUUAAUAUUUUUUAAAACCUUAACCGCCAUGCCCAAUUUAUAAAAUAUCGUUAACAGGCUGAGUUCAUUAAUGACGUAUAAGUGCAAUUUCAAAGAUUUUUCAAAAUUCUAAGAAUUACCGAAAAUAUACGAAUAUAUUUUAUGACGGGUUAAUGAACAGCAGUGGUCCGGGUACGAUUCAAAUGCCAUCACUGGAGCGUUGGUCCCGUCGUGACUCAAGUCCACGAUAUAUUUAACAGAGCAACAUGUAGUAGAUAUAGAAGAAGAACAAAGCUAGAUCUAAAAAUGACUUUAGAUUAUAAUAAAGGUAAAGUAGUUGAUAAUAUUCCUGAUAAUACAGGUGCCUACGGCAAACUUUUACGUAAAUGAUUAAAGCGGUACUAGCUUUUGAAGUACUACUUACAACUGCAAUAGAAAUGGGAGGAAGGCAGAUCAGAAUCAAACAAAAAAAUUUACGUUUUGUGUUGGGUAUGUAGGAGAACCACCAAUGUGUCUGGACUGUUUCAGCUUAAAAUACACUUAGUUUUCGGCUUUAUUUAUAUUCACAAAAUAAAAAAAUAAACAUACAUUUUAUUUUGUCCCAGGAACUACAUAUUUAUGUGAAAAUAAAUUUUGCAGCCCAAAAAAAAUUGGUAAUUCUUCUGGACCAUGAUACACAUGAUAACCAUGGUUCAACGGUCCACACAAGGUCCAUUUUCAAAAGGCAACAUCAUGGCGCUUAAUGUGUUGAAUGGGGUUGGAGAUUCAAUUUCUAAUACUUCAAUACAAUUAUCUACAACUAAUCUAACUAAACUAUGUUCACCAGAAGAUAACAUUCCGGUCCAAUCACAUUAUCCAAUACUUCGAGUUCUAUUCCAAUUUCUAUUUUUUCAUUUGCUUCUUUAUUUGCAACUAUUUGAGCCUUGAUUUUUUCUUAUUAUUAUUUCUUCACUCAAUCUUGAUAUUGAAAUUUCCAAUCAAUGAAUCAUUUUAUCCUACUUCUAUGUAGUAUAUUUGUCUCCCCAAAUUUUUUUUCUAAUGUUCGUUAGUGUAUUAUUUGCUUCUCUUAUUACUUACCACAUUCGAAUUAUUUUUUAUUGAUCAGUUAAGGUCACAACUUAUUACAGGGACCACACUAUGGUGAGUUUACAAAUAAAAACGUGUAGUUCGGUGAGCAAUUAUGAAAUCUUUUGCUUUUAUUGUGGUUUAUCCUUCAAUAUAGCUUCCAAGAAGUCUGGUCAGAAUAUAAUAUAUCAAAAAAAUACAUCCCAAAGUAACAUUAAGCAGUGUUAAUUUGAGGAAAUUACUAGGGAUCAGUCAGAAAGUACCUUUGAAAUACAUUUUUCACCAGGAUCUUUUAUUAUAGCAAAAAUAAGAAAAAAACACACUUGAUGCUUUUCCGCUCUCCUAUAACAUACUACCACUGAACAUAACGAAAGCAUUUUUCUUCAAUGAUGAAUGUUAAAACCAGUUUUUUCGUAAAGAUAUAAAUAUAUUUAUUUGCCCCUGACGCAAUAUGGCUAAUAACUUCAUACCAAAAUAAUCAAUUAUCACAACCUCUACCUACAAACUUCUCCCAUUGCUAUAACUGGUGAGUGUGAAAAAAAAUGGCUUAGAGGCAAAUCCAUCAAAAUUUUUCAAUUUUAAUAUCAUUGAUGUAAUUUACCAAUAGAUUUAAAGUAUGACGGUUACCCAUGCAUAAAAGGUGAUUGAGGUUUAAAGGGAGCGAGUAUUUUUUUUCACAAACGACUGUAAUAGAUUGUUUGUCCAGUGAAUGUCAUUACUACAUUCAUAUAAAUGUGAUUAAGAUAAAAAUAAAGAAUAAAGAAUUAUUGUCCAAGGUACAGGCUGUUGAUUGUAUGAUACCCAGCUUGGCAGAUGGACUUUCAUGACUAGUCUUCAUUUUAAAUAUACUUGGAGGAUAAAAUUGCAGACUUGAUUAAAAAUAUAGUUUAAAAGUGAGAGUAAGGUACAUUAAAAUUGAAAAUAUGUUUAUCUCAGUUUUUCCUGCAUUUUAUCUUUUAUUGAAUUAAUCACUUCUUUUCCAAUUUAUACGCUAGAAAAAACUCUUUUUAGUACUGAAUCUUUCGCGAAUAGAUCGGCUUUUUCGUUACUGUAUAUUCCAAUAUGUCCCUUUGUUGAAGAAUCCGAUCCUGUAGUUAUUUAGAGUUGGCGACUCUGCUUGUGUCGUUCUGUACUCUCAUCUUGACCGAUAUUUUACCUCACGUGUUGCGAUUUGCUUGUAUUUUUAACCCAUUUUCUUUAGUUAUUAAAACUCGGUAACACCAUAAAUAGUGUUGGUCUGAGUUUGUUUAGAUUAGAAGCUGAUAAUCAGAUCACCUUUAAUCCAAAUAAAUGCCAUACUCAAAUUUAAUAUUACAGUUUUUAUGGCACUUGAAAGAGGACAUUACAUUCUAUUGAGAUAAGUCUCUUUUAUAGCACACAAUGCUGAUCUAUAGAGUCCGAUGAUCUGUACAGUCCGACAUACUCACACUCUUAUCUUGUUUGACUUCAACUAUUAAUGGUCCAAUAAGAUUGCUGUAACAAUCUGAUAAUUGUCACUGUCAAAUGAAUCAACUACUCUUCUAUUUAAUAAUGUAUGUAUCUAUACUGUGAUUGAUUAUUUCAAUUCUAAUAAUAAUUCUACGUGAUAUUCCAAAUUCAAUUCAGCAAAGCAUAAUAUUGAAAAUUUUUAUAUAUCGCAGCCGAUUCAAUGUCUAUCGUAACUAGUAUAACUAAGUAUGGCAGCUGUAAAAAAAGUUUAGAGCUAAAACAUAUUUAAACAGAAUAGAAAUGAUCUAUUAGAAAUUGAGAAAUUAGACGUUUUAAACUUCAUUAACUCUGACCAGUGGCGUUAACAUAACGUCUCUAAUAUCAAAUGAGGAUAACAGUUUCUAAACCUGAAAAUCCAAUUCACAGCUUCUUAACAAACUUUGGAAUUACAAUUAAUGCGUUGUAUUGUAACUUUAUUCAAAUAGUUACUUUAAAAUUACACUGAACUCACUGUUCACACUACCACUAUACCAACAAUUACACUGUCUAACACGUUAUCUUCUUUGGAGACUGAGGGUAAACUCUUUAGAGUAGUGUAGUGUUGUGUAAACAGUGUAUUCGCUACGAAUAUCACCAAUGUUUCUAGAAAUUCAAAUUUAGAAGUCUGAAAUUGUCAAAAAAUUUAUUCACCAAUAGAUUAUUAAAUGUAUUUCAAAAUAUUAAACUGUUCAAUGUGAAAAUAAUAUUUUUUCCCGAGAGCAUUGAAGCAAAUUAGAAAAAUUUCAGUCUAUCUUUGAUCUUAGAACUUUGAAACAAAAAAUGAGAGAAGAAUUUCGCUUAAUAUUUUGCAUCAAUUUUCCAAUUAUUAUUAAUGAAUAAAGAUAUUUUCUUCUUCUUUCCGUAAACUGCUUCAAAAUUGACAAUUCGGGAGGCAUGAGAAUGCACAUUAAUUUCAAAAGUUUCAAACGCAUUUGAAUAAUUUCUACGUAUACGAGUGUUGCUAUUCAAGUUUUGAGAUAGACAAAUAAAAACAAAUAUUUAUGAUUGGAUAUGGCUAAAUUAUUUUUCAAAAUACACUUUUGCAUGCGUUUAAAUCAAUUGUCAAAGUAUUUUUUGUGACUUGAACGCAUCAUCCGCUUCUUCGUGUAAAUAAAAACGUUGACCUAGCAUUUUAUUUUUGAUCUGUGGGAAUAAGAAGAAAUCAUUGAGAACCAAACAGGGACUGUACGGCCGAUGAACUAUAAAUACGAUUAUUUGACUGUUCAAAAGCGUUGUUGUUUGAAAUGAUGUGUGAGAGCACGCAUUGUCGUGGUGGAGAAUGAUUCGUCUUCUGAAAUUGUUUUCCCGGAUUUUUUCUAGCACUGCUGGCAAACAACUGCUGGGGAAUUAUCCAGAAUUGACCGUUCUACGUUACUUUAAUGGAAGGGUAGCGACAUGCCCAGUUAUUUCGAAAAAAGACGACCAUUUGCUUCGAAGUGCUUCGAGCACGAACAACUUUUGUUGGAUUUGGCUCUUCUUGAAAAAUGAUUGUGACUCGUCAUCUGUCACGAUUUUUGAGCACCGCGAUUGUAUUUUUUCAGUAUUUUUUUGCACUAAUCGAUACGAGCUUUUUUUAAGUUAUGCGGUAUGCAAAGAGAGCAAAUCCUGUUUACAACCGAGUGUUCAAGCAACAUUGAAUAUAUGCGAGUUUAAGUAAUCUCCAAGUAUCAUUAAUCUCACGCUAUGUCACAUAAUGAUCUUGCGAUAUCGAUAUUUUCCGGCACAACAGCCGAUUUUGGACGACUUUCAUAAAAUUCAUCCUAUAGAGAAGUGCGACCACGAUUGAAUUCGGAAAGCCAGCGAAACUAUGUGGCUCGAGAUGGUGCUUCAUCACCAAAAGUCGAAGCGAGUUAAUCCAUGUCGAAAGUAAUAGAAAAUCAUCGCAUACGAUUUAGUUCCAUUUUUUGACCAAGAUGAAUGUUUCAAGUAUCUGUAAACAACUCAAAUAGCACACGUAUUACAACACCUUUGAGUACGUUCACCAUUAAAAAUGUUUUAUAAUGGCAAUGGCAAAGAUUUAACAUAUUCACAUCAGUGUUGCCAUAUCUUGAAACUUGAGUAAUAACCAUCGUAUGAUAUCAAGAUUGAAGUCCCAUAGUUUGUUAACAAUUUUGAGAAGUAAUGUCCUUCAACUAAUGAAUAAUAAUUCCAAAUAUAUGUUCUUUUAGUUUCACUUGCAGUUGAUAUGUUAUGUUGCUGGAUAGAUAGUCUUGUGAUACUAAGGGAGGAGAAAUUUAUCAACAUCCAUCAAAGAUAUAGACACUACUAAUAUAGUUCUCACAGUUCUAUAAACAAAGGUAUAGGUAUAAUAAUAUGCAAUAGCACCCUGUAAAAUAUAAUUAAGAAUUGUCACUACAUCAAUUAAUGCACGGACCAAAAACAACUUAAGAUAUUUAAAAUAUAUGAAAAGUUCAAAAACUUAAAAAUUUAUAUUGUAUAUUAAACUUAUUCAAAGUUAAUUUAUUUUGAAUUUUAUAUCACAACGAAAAGUAUUUAAAUUAUGUUAAUCCACAUAAAUUUUAGAACCUGAAAAUUUAUAUAUAGAUAUCCAUUAUACUUCAGAAAAAUUCGGAAAUAUUUCAGAUUAAGUAACCUGUCGCAUUUUAACUAGGGUUGUUAAGCUUUAGAAAAUACUUAAUCGUAAAAAAGAAUAAUAGUAGCCAGAAACUCAUUGGAAAUAGUGGAAAAUAUAAUAUAAAUAGGCGAUCUUAAGUCGGAAAGUGGAAGGGGGUGAGUUUUUACGGAUAAAAGAAGGUUUUUCUUGGUUUCGGGCCAAACUAGAAGUCCUAUAGAAGAUGGUUGGAUGGCAAAGUUGCAGGAAAUAGAAAGAUCUGAAGCUUUUGUAUUCUUACUUCAAUCAAAUUACAUCAAAAUCAGUGUAAAACCUUCAAAUACGAAAUACUUGAUUUUCCAGUUUUAACUUUUACAAAACAAAAUUUUUCAAAGAAAUUUGAUAUGAAUACACACAAAUACAUUUUUAUGUCUAAAUCAUACUGUAAUAUUUUUGGUUUCAAAGCUUUGUAUUUUCACCUCAUUUUGACUUAAUGUAGAAGAAGCACCAUAAUUUUCUUUUAUCAAUAUAUCUGCUUUUUCAAUAAUAUCGAUGACGCGAAUACGAAUUUUUUUUAACAUUGUGAACAAUUUUGAUAUAUUCUCGGAACAGAUUCCUUGAGUGAAAAAAAUUGCAAAUUUUCAAAAAACAGAUUAAUUUUAGAAAUAUUGUACAAAAUUUUUUGGUACAGCUAUGAAACUAAAUGUGAGAACAAAUUCAUUGGUAUGAUUUACAUUUACAUAUUAUGAUAUUAUCUAUGACGUGAAUGUAAUACGAAGAUUGUAGCAAUAUUGUUUUCUAUAUAAAAUCCCAUUUAAAUACUAUAUUCAAUAUUGAGAACAAUUAUUUUUGCAUAUUUUUACAAUCUUCAUGUUUUAGAGACAUGAUUUUUCUUGUUCUUCAUGGAAUCUUUUUCUGUUUUUUCCAGUUUUUAAGUAGUAAUGUGUAUAUUUUUCACACCGUCAGAAAUACUUCAACGACCAAAUAGCUUAUCGGCUAUUUUGAAAAAGCAGAUAUUUUGAUGACACAGUUUUCAAUUUAAAAUUAGGGUGCAUUUUCGAAAUCAAAACAAGGUCAAAGAAUAAAAAAUAAAAAAUUUAUAACAAAAAAACCACAGUGUGCUAUGAAUAAGUGAGUUUUCCCAAAUUUCGUGAAAAAAAAUUUUUGUAAGAGAUUAAACAUCAAAAACUCAAUUAUUUAGAUUUUCAAUAUACAUUUUGAGGUUAUGUAAAAACAGUGUAAAAGGAUAUUAGAGAGAAAAUUAUGUUACAGACAAAAAACAAGGAAUAAGAAUAUAAAAAGGAGAAUGCGUUGCUAACAACAAGGGACUAAGAAUUGAAAAAAAAAACUAAAAGAAAUCUCAACUCCUAUUAUUGCAAAGUUCACUUGGAUAGAUUUUGAGGAUUUGAGUUCUGAGUCAGCCUUUCAUUUCCACAAAAAAAGGUAUCUUAAGAAUGGAUGAACAUUGGUAUAUGAAACCUGAUUCAUGACGAUGAAUUCAAAAUAUCUUUCAAUCAAUCAAAUAUAGCACAUUAUAUUCAUCUUUGAUAUAUUCAUCAACUGAAUACAUAGCUGUAAAUAAUUUGAAUGAGUACGGACCUCGGGCUAACUCCGAUCAACGGUCCUCCAUAUUGAAUGGUAAAUGUACUGAAGCACCCACUUGAAAUAUCUAUUUCCAAAUUCUACAAAUAAAGAUAUUAUACUAAUAUUUAUAUACUGAAGAACAGAAUAUCCAAACUUAACUGCCCAAACUCAGAAAACUAAGGCAACUUUUUGCCUUUAAAACUUUAAAACUCAGUCAGAAACCGAUUUCCUUCAAA
Molecule: messenger RNA, 9334 nt
Organism: Diorhabda carinulata
Lineage: Eukaryota; Metazoa; Arthropoda; Insecta; Coleoptera; Chrysomelidae
Product: protein quaking-B-like
Exons: 9
Coding region: 346-1371 (341 amino acids)
Biological process (GO): regulation of alternative mRNA splicing, via spliceosome
Cellular component (GO): nucleus
Molecular function (GO): mRNA binding
Source: RefSeq, a predicted model, not a curated record